CUUGUCAUCUAGGCUGUAGCCGUGUAAACAAAACCAUUUCCAAUUUCCCGCCUUUCCAGUUCUCAUCCCUCUCGCUUCCUCGCAUAGCUAGGCCGGCCGGAGCAAGAAUGGCGGAAUUCAAAGGCCAGCCUCGUCUCCCCGAGUUCGCCGUCCCGAAACAUUACGAAAUCCGCCUGAAACCCGACCUCAGCUCCUUCAGAUUCGCCGGCUCCGUCGCCGUUGAUCUCGACAUCGUCUCCAGCACCAAAGCCAUCGUCCUGAAUGCUGCUGAGCUCUCCAUCACCUCCGGCUCCGUCUCCUUCUCCAGCAAAGCUACCUCCGAGGUGAUGAAGCCGGUGACGGCUGAAGCGGUGGAAGCAGACGAAAUACUGAUACUGGAGUUCCCCGAGACGAUUCCCUUAGGGAUUGGAGUUCUCAAGCUCGAAUUCGAGGGAAUUCUGAACGACAAGCUCAAGGGAUUUUACAGAAGUGCGUAUACGAUCAAUGGAGAGACGAAGCAUAUGGCGGUUACUCAGUUCGAGCCUGUCGAUGCGAGGAGGUGCUUCCCUUGUUGGGAUGAACCAGCUCUCAAGGCUACGUUCAAGAUCACAUUAGACGUUCCCUCGCAACUAGUUGCACUUUCCAACAUGCCUGUGACCAAGGAGGAAGUAGAUGGUUCUGUGAAAACAGUUUUUUAUCAGGAGACACCUCUAAUGUCGACCUAUUUGGUUGCGGUUGUUGUCGGGAUGUUGGACUAUGUGGAAGAUCAUACGUCUGAUGGAGUCAAAGUUCGAGUAUACAGUCAGGUAGGGAAGGCAGAUCAAGCGAAAUUUGCUCUGGAUGUUGCUGUCAAGACACUUGAGUUCUACAAAUCAUACUUUUCCAUUCCAUAUCUUCUUCCAAAGCUGGAUUUGAUUGCAAUCCCUGACUUCGCUGCUGGGGCUAUGGAGAAUUAUGGCUUAGUCACAUUUCGUGAAACGGCCUUGCUCUUUGAUGAGCAGCGUUCUGCUGCUGCUAACAAACAAAGGGUCGCUGAGGUAGUGGCCCAUGAACUGGCACACCAGUGGUUUGGUGAUCUUGUAACAAUGAAGUGGUGGACACAUUUGUGGCUGAAUGAAGGUUUUGCAACUUGGAUGAGCCAUCUUGCAAAUGAUAAUCUCUUUCCAGAAUGGAAAGUAUGGACCCAGUUUCUCGGUGAAUUUAGUGAUGCUCUUAGGCUGGAUAGCCUUGAAGAGUCGCACCCCAUUGAGGUAGAGAUAAAUCAUGCCUCCCAGAUAGAUGAGAUAUUUGAUGCUAUUAGCUAUCAAAAGGGUGCCUCAGUUAUCCGUAUGCUGCACAACUAUCUUGGUGCUGAACCAUUCCAGAGGUCAAUUGCUUCAUACGUAAGAAAGUACGCUCACUCAAAUGCGAAAACUGAAGACUUAUGGACUGCCCUUGAAGAAGGAUCUGGGAAACCAGUUAGCAAGCUAAUGAAUUUAUGGACAAAGCAGAAGGGGUACCCCAUUGUAGCUGUCAGUUUAGUCGAAGAUCAGAAAUUGAAAUUUGAACAGUCACAGUUCUUGCUAAAUGGUGCUGCUAGUGAUAGCCAAUGGAUUGUCCCUAUAUCGUCAUGCUAUGGGUCAUAUGGUGAACACAAGAGUCUUUUGCUGGAAUCAAAGUCGGGAACUCUUGAUAUCAAGGAAUUCGUGGGUUCCAAUGUUGUGGAGGACAGCAGCGUAUGGAUCAAACUUAAUGUGGCCCAGACUGGUUUCUAUAGGGUGAAGUAUGACAAUGACCUGACAGCAAGACUGAGGACUGCCAUAGAGAAGAAAUACCUGAAUGACAUGGACAGAUAUGGCAUUCUGGAUGAUGCAUUCGCCCUUUGUAUGGCUCGACAGCAGCCAUUGACCUCGUUGCUCACUCUCUUGAGUUCAUAUGGGCAGGAACUUGAGUAUAUCGUUCUGACUAACUUGAGUAACAUAUGUCGAACUGUACAAAGAAUAGCAGCUGAUGCAACCCCAGAAUUGCUGAAUUCCGUUAACCAAUUCUUCAUCAACCUUUCCAUGAACUCUGCCAAGAGGCUUGGUUGGGAUCCUAAGCAAGGUGAAAGUCAUCUUGACUCAAUGUUGAGAGGAGAUAUCCUGACAACGCUAUCUUUGUUUGGACAUGGCCCAACUUUAACUGAAGCAAAUAAGCGAUUUCAAGCAUAUCUAGAUGACAGAAACACUCCACUGCUGCCGCCUGAUAUAAGACAGGCAACAUACGUGGCUGUGAUGCAGACCGUGAGUACCAAAAACACAUGGGGCUAUGAAUCUCUUCUUCGAGUUUACAGAGAGACAGAUCUGAGUCAAGAGAAAACACGCGUUCUGGGUGCCCUGGCAUCCUGUCCGGAUCCAGAUAUUGUUCUGCAAGUUCUGAACUUUUUGUUGACCCCUGAGGUACGAAAGCAAGAUGCUGCUUUGGGACUUGCUGUCUCCAAGGAAGGGCGUGAAACCGCUUGGAAAUGGUUCAAGGCUAACUGGGAGAACAUAUGGCAAACGUUGGGCUCCGGGUCUUUAAUAAAUCGUUUCAUCAAAGCUAUUGUCUCCCCGUUGGCCUCUUCUGAGAUGGUGAAGGAAGUGGAGAACUUCUUUCAGAAUCGUACGACGGCUUCGACGUCAAGAACGGUGAAGCAAAGCAUUGAGAAAGCCCGGAUCAAUGCGAUGUGGGUUGAGAGCAUUCGGAAGGAAACGAAGCUGGCAGAGGUGGUUAAGGAAUUAGCAAACAGAACGUACUAAACUUGCAGCAGUAUAAAACAGAUUGCUUUAUACUGCCUUGCACGCUUAAAAAAUAUAUAUUGGCUCCGUGACUUGUGCAGUUUGGUGUAUGUAAUGUAACGUGUUAUACUUGAAGUAUCUCUUGGACAUGUAACCUGACAAUCAACUGCAGCAGUCCUGCAUAUAUGUAUGUGUUGCUUCACCUGCUUUCUGAUGCCC
Molecule: messenger RNA, 2933 nt
Organism: Linum tenue
Lineage: Eukaryota; Viridiplantae; Streptophyta; Magnoliopsida; Malpighiales; Linaceae
Source: the annotation of a GenBank genome assembly